CAAUUGCUCGCCCCCUUCCCCGAUCUUUCUCCGCGGAACGAAACGCCUUUUCCGGGAGAGGUUCCCGCAGACUCAGCCUCCUCGCCUCCUCCUCCCAACAGGUGGCUGUAGCCCCGGCCCGGGGGCUCCGGGGCCCAUGUCCGCCGUGGCGGCGUCGCCUGCUCCCCUCGCGGCGCUGUGAGCGCGCGCGUCCGUCCGCGGCGAGAUGGGUAACCAGGUGGAGAAACUGACCCACCUAAGUUACAAGGAAGUUCCCACCGCCGACCCGACGGGCGUGGACCGGGACGACGGGCCCCGCAUCGGGGUCUCCUACAUCUUCUCCAACGACGACGAGGACGCGGAGCCGCAGCCGCCGCCGCCCCAGGGGCUCGAUGGAGGCGGCGGGUUGCCGGACGCCGGGGGGGACGGUUCGGCGCCGCCGCCCCCGCCGCAGCCCUACGACCCGCGGCAGCACGAGGUCGAGUGCUCGGUCUUCUACCGCGACGAGUGCAUCUACCAGAAGAGCUUUGCGCCCGGCUCGGCGGCGCUGAGCACCUACACACCCGAGAACCUGCUCAACAAGUGCAACCCGGGCGAUCUGGUGGAGUUCGUGUCCCAGGCGCAGUACCCGCACUGGGCGGUGUACGUGGGCAAUUUCCAGGUGGUGCACCUGCACCGGCUGGAGGUGAGCAAUAGCUUCCUGACCGACGCGAGCCAGGGCCGUCGCGGCCGCGUGGUGAACGACCUGUACCGGUACAAACCGCUCAGCCCCAGCGCGGUGGUGCGCAACGCGCUGGCGCACGUGGGCGCCAAGGAGCGCGAGCUCAGCUGGCGCAACUCGGAGAGCUUUGCCGCCUGGUGCCGCUAUGGCAAGCGCGAGUUCAAGAUCGGCGGCGAGCUGCGCAUCGGCAAGCAGCCCUACCGCUUGCAGAUUCAGCUCUCGGCGCAGCGCAGCCACACGCUCGAGUUCCAGAGCCUGGAGGAUUUGAUCAUGGAGAAAAGGCGCAACGACCAGAUCGGCCGCGCCGCCGUGCUGCAGGAACUCGCCACGCACCUGCACCCGGCCGAACCGAUGGAGGGCGACAGCGAUGCGGUCCGGACUACGCCGCCGCCGCCGCCUCCCCGGCGCCCCCCCGCGCUGGGCUCCGAGGAAGAGCACCGAGAGACGGUAGCGCACUGACCCGACCCGGCCCACCAGGCCCUGAGCUGCAGAAGGGAGCCCUGCCCGCCCUCACUCCCCCCCCCACCCCCUUCUUCCUCGCCCUUCCCCCAUCACUUCCAGGGGGCCCAAUCCUGGAUCCCGGGUCCUUUGGGACAUGGAGAGUUGGUGAAAUGCCCAGCCGGCUGUGGACUUGGGGGGGGGGGGGGAGGAGGAGGAAGGGGCAGAGGGAACGUGUAGGCGCACUUUUGAGGAGCAUUUCUUCCCAACCUCCCCAAGUCGGUCUUCCGCUCUGCGGUGGGACAAACUGGUUACUUGGCAUUUAACCCCUGCUGGAUUAGAGGGAUGGAGCUGAAAUUGACCCGUCCUAUCGCACGUACUGUGGGAGAACAGUUCAGAGUACCCCCGUAUCUGCCAGCUCCUCCUGGCUUCUCUCUUCUCUGAGCUCUGGUGGUGCCAGGUACGAAGGGCAGAGGCUGUUUGGGGAGGAGCCACCAGCGGCCUGCCUCGGGGUAGCGGCUUAACUUCUUAUCUUCCCCUGCUGAGCCGGGCUGGAGGUGGGAGUAGCUGGGGUGAUUUAUCUUG
Molecule: messenger RNA, 1723 nt
Organism: Perognathus longimembris pacificus (Pacific pocket mouse)
Lineage: Eukaryota; Metazoa; Chordata; Mammalia; Rodentia; Heteromyidae
Gene: Lratd2
Product: LRAT domain containing 2
Exons: 1
Coding region: 206-1159 (317 amino acids)
Source: RefSeq, a predicted model, not a curated record